Molecule: messenger RNA, 1075 nt
Organism: Olea europaea var. sylvestris
Lineage: Eukaryota; Viridiplantae; Streptophyta; Magnoliopsida; Lamiales; Oleaceae
Product: BOI-related E3 ubiquitin-protein ligase 1-like
Exons: 4
Coding region: 77-1030 (317 amino acids)
Molecular function (GO): ubiquitin-protein transferase activity
Source: RefSeq, a predicted model, not a curated record
CUUCACAGGUGGAACAAUUUUCAUUUCCGGAACCACUUCGGCAUAAAAUACACGAGCAACCGUCCUUUAGCCGGCCAUGGCUUCUUUCCCACCUCCACCUCCACCUCCACCUUCACCUCCACCACCACCACAAAAACAACAAACCAAACGCUUCAGAGAUUUAUACAACAACACAGAGAGUCAGAUUUCACCUAGAGUCGACACCCUAAAUCUUCAUGAUCAUCACACUCCCUUUAUGCCUCCUUUCCAAGUGGAAGGAUUGGCACGUGUUCCUGUUCGAGAAGAAAACGAGCUGGAUUUACAAGCGAAUUUCGGGUUAGAGUCCAAGAAAAAGAGCCGGAAAGCGCAAGAUUUUCUAGAGAACUCUAAUAAUAAUAAUUCCCAGAUAUCUUGUGUAGAAUUCUUGCAGGCACAACCGGUAUCAACUGGGCUCGGGUUGUCAUUGGAGCCAACUGCGGCUCUUCUUAGGCUUGUGGGCGAUGAUCUUGAUCGUGACUUGCAAAGACAAGGUGCCGAGACUGAUAGAUAUAUCAAAUUUCAGGGCGAGCAAUUGAGGCAAACUAUUUUAGAAAAGGUUCGAGCAACCCAACUACUGGCGAUCUCAUAUGUUGAAAAUAAAGUCCUGCAAAUACUCAAGGGGAAAGAAGCAGAAGUAGAAGGCAUCAACAAGAAGAAUGUGGAGCUUAAUUUGCUAAUGAGACGACUUUCUUCAGAGGCCAAUGCUUGGCAGCAACGGGCAAUUUUCAAUGAGAAAGUGAUUAACACCCUGAAAAUUAAUCUACAGAAGGCUUAUGCACAAAAUAUGGGCGUUAAAGAAGUGCAUGGCGAUAGUGAGGUCAAUGAUACAGCCUCGUGCUCUGUCAGUGAAAUGAAGAAGUUGCUGACAUGUAAGGUUUGUAGUGUUAAUGAAGUGUGCAUGCUAUUGUUACCUUGUAAGCAUCUCUGCCUGUGCAAAGAGUGUGAAUCUAAGCUUAGUACUUGUCCCUUGUGUCAGUCUGCUAAGUACAAAGGUGUGGAGUUUCAUAUGUAGUCGAAUGAUAUGAAUAUAAUACAAUGUUAGUUUUACAUGCAUUAA